This is a messenger RNA of Epinephelus lanceolatus (giant grouper), 4774 nucleotides long. Its product is annotated as ras-related protein Rab-27B-like. NCBI's taxonomy places the organism in Eukaryota, Metazoa, Chordata, Actinopteri, Perciformes, Serranidae. Gene Ontology annotation, molecular function: GTPase activity; GTP binding. The record is from RefSeq and is a predicted model, not a curated record.
UCCACCCUUCGAGGAAACCGAGCGACAUCCAUCAGACUGGUUGCACUCAGAGAGGUACACUCGAGCACUCUUCAGGCUGCACCCCAGCAAACGCUCCGCCGGGCCGUCACGUCGAGCUCCGGGCAGCCUCGGUGAUCUCUGCGCGGAUUCUCCUCUCCAUCAGGACUGUGGGAGAGAUGCGACGUCUCGGAGGAGGAGGAGACGAACUGGCCAGGCAGCAGCAGCAGCAGCAGCAGCAGCAGACACCUGCGAGGAGGAUCUGAGUUUGUUUCUGUAACGUCAAAGAAAGGUUUAUUGCGGUCAUCACUAUGACUGAUGGGGAUUAUGACUACCUUAUAAAACUCCUUGCCCUGGGGGACUCCGGUGUGGGGAAGACUACCUUCCUGUACCGAUACACAGACAACAAGUUCAACCCCAAGUUCAUCACCACAGUCGGCAUCGACUUCAGGGAAAAGAGAGUGGUGUACACAACGUCCAACCCCAAUGGGGCGACCACAGGGAAAACCUUCAAGGUUCACCUUCAGCUCUGGGACACAGCUGGACAGGAGAGGUUCCGCAGCCUGACAACGGCGUUCUUCAGGGAUGCCAUGGGGUUCCUGCUGAUGUUUGAUCUCACCAGCCAGCAGAGCUUCCUCAAUGUCAGAAACUGGAUGAGCCAGCUACAGGCCAAUGCCUACUGCGAGAAUCCAGAUAUUGUGUUGGUAGGAAACAAGGCGGACCUGGCCGACCAGAGGGAGGUCCAGGAGAAACAGGCCAAGGAGCUGGCUGAUAAAUAUGGGAUCCCGUACUUCGAGACUAGUGCAGCGACAGGAGCAGAGGUGGACAAGGCGGUGAUAACGCUGUUGGACCUGGUCAUGAAGAGGAUGGAGCAGUGCGUCGAAAAACCACCCGCUGAACCAGCCAAUGGGAACGGCGCCACGAAGCUUGGCGAUGCUCAGCCGAACGAGAAGAAAUGUGCAUGCUAGAUCAAGAAGGAAAUGACCAGUCAGCACUCCUCUGUUGUCUGUCCUUUCUACUUGCCACAUACCCUCCUUCUUUUACCUUCUCCUUCUGCCAUCUUUGAUUGCAUGUUUUUUCCAUAUUCUUUCCUCUCUAAGACACACCAUCCUCUGCUCCUCUUUUCUUUGUCUCCUGUCCUUUAUUCUUCCUCCCAAACUGUCUGCCACCCUGGCAAUGAAACAACCCUGUCUCCCUCUAGUGGAUAUCCAAGGUAAUACAGUCCUCAGCCUGUCUGCCUUUGAGCUCUGUUUGGGUGGAAAUUAAAACAGGAGGGGACAGUUUAAUCACUGUCAGACACAUAAUGUGCCUCGUCUAGAACUUGCAGUCUGGGAAUUAAGCUCUGCACACUCCCAGUCUGUCUGCUCACAAGUGGUUUAAAUGAGUUUAAUGGAUCUAAACAGGCAGAAAGAUGUUGGAAACUUUAAUCUGAACUCUUAGAUGUCUAAUCAGUUCAUCACUUGGUAACAGGGCAAAGGUUUUGCCUCCUGUUUAAGGUGUCACUUGAUGACUGGGCCACAGAGAAUUUAGCAUCAGGCUGUAUAUAUGUGUAAAUGAAGUCAUGGUCCUCUCCUGAAACUUUUCCUCCUGGACCAGGGUGAGCAGCUGUGUGGUUUUGUUUUAUUUUUAUUCCUGCUUCACACUUUGAUGCUGUACCCAUAUUAGCCACAAGCAGUUUUUUUCUGGGCAUUUGCUUAAAAUGCACCAAACUGUGUUUAAUAUAGUUGGCUGUGGUGUCAUGUCAGAAGUCUUUGACACCUGAUUGAUGCCAAAAACACACCAAGCACUGACGAAGUGAGGCCUGGGCCGAGCUGCCAAGCAAUCGACAUGGAAAGCCGAGCACAGCCAAACUAAAAGUUGGGGAUAGUUUAACUUUAAGCGACGAAUUGCAGCUAGUAAGUCUUGUCUUGUAAUUAUUGCAUUCAGCCGCACUUUGCCGCUGUUUAGUGUGCUUUUUGGCUUGACAUUGGCAUUUGUUAAGCUCAUGUCAGCUUGUUAGCCUCUAUAGCUUUAGGGUAUGUAAUAACAGCUUAAUCCAUAAUGAGCUGUGCAGAUAAAUACUGGGCUUGUGUAACACUUCAUAUCAGUAACAGUAAAUAAAAAUACACUACAUAGAGAUACCUCCAACACAAAGCUAAAGGGGUUAAACAGCCUCAGUGGUGUGUUAUUUCUCAUAAGCAAACAAUCAGAGUAGAUUGUUCUGCUUCUGGCCACUUGCUGGUGAUUAUUAUGUAUGGCAGUAUUAUGAAUUCAUAUUUUGGAUCAGUACUCUGAAUAUAUUUGUGUUGGCUCAUUUGUAAAGCAACCUUGAAAUAAAUGUUAAUACGACAAGCUCAGUUAACUGCAGGAACUCUGCUUCUGUCUCCCAGUGGUCUCACUCGUGGUAUUGCUAAGAAAAAAAAAAACCCUGUGGCCAAAAAAGCACUUAACACAUAGACCACCAUUAUAAAAGAGACAUCUGACUGCAAACAAGGUCAAAUAUGACUCCUUCUAUUUUGAAUUUUUGAUCCAUGGAGGUUUUAUAUUUGUAAAACUUUUCUUGAGCUGAGAAGAAAAGCAAUUUAAAAAUCUGUGACAUCAUCACAAUGUAAAGUCUUUGAGCCAAGAGGGAACUCGCAGAGCCAGUGGGAGAACUGGCACUACUGUGCGUUUUCAGUGGGCCGCAUACCUUGGAGUUAAACCAGGGAGGUAGAAACUUUUUUUGGCGUAUGUGCCAGGCAAGUGCUAUUGGAAUGAAUAGGCACAAUCUUGGCGUGCGGUAUCUAGUUUUUAUCAUACAUCUAUGGCUUCAUUGACUUCCUGUUUGCACAUCUGAUUAACAGCUGACGAAGCUAGACAGAAACUAGCUAACAUAGGGUUUCAUUUUUGGCAAGCUCCUAGGAGCAGCGCCGGGCUCUGAAGCCAAUUUUACAUUGUGGCCAAACCGUAGAAUUACAACUUCUGAGUUCAUCAUGUGGGCCCAAAAAGACUUCUUCCAAUAGACUCACAUUGGGAAAGUGAUUCCUGUAAAUCAGUGGAUACAUUUCUUUUUUUGGAGAAUCACAACCUGCGCAAAAUGACUCCUUUCAUUAUUGGGAUUUGGUCCUUUCAGUCUGAAAGCAUGGCAGAGGGGCCAUACGAAUAAAUAAUUUUAUCCCGAAUCAAGUUAGCAGAGCGCUAAAAUGGAAGUCUAUAGUGCGGCUGCUUUAUGGGCCCAGCAAUGCAGAAGCACAGUGUAAGAUUUGGGUAAUUUUACACACUAAAGUCAAACUUUUUUGGCUUCAUGCACAAAUUAACUGGACCCCACCUGUGACUCUAUAUCCACUUUUCUUUAUACAUCCAUGGUGCCUGACAGUGUUUGCAGUGGCUACAAGCAUCAUGCUUAAUUAACCCUUUAAAACCUUGAGCAAAUAGGCUUGGUUCCUUUUAAAAACCUGAGAAGAAGGCAAUGAGCGAUGACAGAAGAAAUGACCAAAAAAAUUAGCAAGAAUUUAGUAAAAAAGAGAAAAUUAGUAAAAAAUGAAAUAAAAUAAAGGAAACAAGAAAGACACAAGGAAAUUACCUGGAAAAAAAGCUUAAAAAUUAUAAUAAUUCUGUAACAUAAUUUUAAUUAAAUAAUAAAAUAUACAACAAUGAUAAUUAUAAAUGUAGUUUUUCCCUUUUUUUAAAAAUAAUUUUCUAAAUCUAUUAAUUUUUUGCAACUUGUGGAACAUUUCUUACCAAGUUGCUUACUGUCUUUUUCCCAUGUUUUUGAAAGAAAUUGCACCAAUUUGCUUGGAGCUCAAAUGUUUAAAUACUUCUGUAAGGCAUCUAGAGCAGCAAAAGAAAAGUGAUGUUGUUCCACGUUUCGAAGGGUUACCAAAAGCAUCUGAUGAGUGUUUCAGAGUAAAAUUAUUUUUGCAGUAUCAGAUAUGGGAAGACAUUAAAAAGAGAAAAAAUUAUCAGUCUUCUCACCUCACUACCAGCAUCUUAUCCAGGCUAGCUACGAACUAGGUGGGUGUGGCCGUUAAGUUGUUGCUUUCUAUGCCGAUGAUUCAAGUUUUCUUUGAAUUCUCUGUUUCUAUCUGACUUUUGAUGCCAGAACAAUAGCAUGUGGUUCGUUUAGCUAAUGUCACACCCUGCUGUGCUACAGGACUGCCAUAUGAUUGAUCAGAAAUAGCAUUGUUUGGAUACUUGGACACACAACUGCUGUCUGUUUGCAGCCCUGUUAUUUAUACUUUGCGUUUGCACAGCUAACUCUUCCAUUAGACCUCCAUGAUGGCGUCAGACCUGCAGGUAAUAUACCAUUCAUACUGUAGGUGAUGAAUAUGGGUACAGCAUGGCAAAUGUGAAGCGGAGAAACAAAAAAAACUGUAUGUCAUGAAUAGAGUGUCCUUGACCAGGAUAGAGAUAUUGUUCCAAACUGAUCUACUGCCUUGGCUUUUAAAGCGUUAUUCCACUGAUGCAGAACAGACUUUGAUCUCUGUGGGAGUUUGAGAUAAGUCAGCUAAAUAUAUCAGCUGCUCUGGGGAAGCAGUGUUACUCUGAUUAGCUAACAUUUACAGAACAUGAAAUAAUAGUAAAAUGGUAUAUAAGUCAACAUAAAUGAUUGUAUGAGGGGGGAGGAUGAUUAUUUCUAAUCAACAUCAUUACGCUUAUUGCGGGGUGAUGUUAGCUUUUCAGAGCAGCUGUGGCUCUCUCAUCUCUUUAUAACAGAUAAUCGGACAAAGUGAAAUAUCGCUUCAAGGCCCCAUACGUGACCAAUGUUGUUAGAAUAUAAAGUGACCAAUUAUUUAUAUUAAAAGAAAUGUAAAACAUA